Messenger RNA from Lodderomyces orthopsilosis Co 90-125, 1485 nucleotides. RefSeq names its product Ran guanyl-nucleotide exchange factor. The coding region runs from base 1 to 1485 and encodes 494 amino acids. NCBI's taxonomy places the organism in Eukaryota, Fungi, Ascomycota, Pichiomycetes, Serinales, Debaryomycetaceae. The transcript has a single exon. Gene Ontology annotation, cellular component: cytoplasm. The record is from RefSeq and is a predicted model, not a curated record. Gene Ontology annotation, molecular function: guanyl-nucleotide exchange factor activity.
AUGGUUGCUUUAGAAAGAAAGCGAAAGAUAGAAGAGCAAUCUUCCAAUGGAACACACAAAAGACUGAAGUCAUUCACGACUUCGUCUUUUGUUUUGCAUUCAUAUUCCAAAUUGCCCGACAUCAAUGCGAUGCCGUCUGUCAAAAAGAUCGGACUUGAUAUUUUCGUUUGGGGAACGGGUUCAAUGUGUGAGCUAGGUUUAGGUCCUGCUGCAAACACAAAAGAAGUUAAAAGACCACGGUUGAAUCCUUACUUGACUGAGGAAAAAUUGGGCAAUACUAAGAUUGUUGAUUUUGCAGUGGGGGGUAUGCACACUUUAGCUCUUGACGGGAAAAAUCGUAUUUGGUCUUGGGGAAACAAUGACAGUGGAGUUUUGGGUAGGGAUACGUCUCAUUCAAAGGAGGUUUUGAAGGAUGUAGAUGCAGCAGAAAGUGAUGACGAAGAUGGAGACUUGAACGAAGCAGAGGCUACACCGGCAUUGGUUCAAGGCUUGGAGAAUGAAAAUGAGAUUGUUCAGUUAGUUGCCACUGAUAAUUUGAGUGCAGCAUUGUUUUCUAAUGGAGAUGUAUAUGCUUGGGGUUGCUUUAGAUGCAAUGAAGGAUUAUUGGGCUUUUUGCGAGAUGAGAUCAAAAUUCAAAGAACUCCAUUAAAAAUUUCAGAGCUCAAAAAUAUUGUCCAGCUCGCUGGUGGAAAGGACCAUGUACUAGCGCUUGACUCAAAAGGGAUUGUUUUUGCUUGGGGAAAUGGACAACAAUAUCAAUUGGGCCGUAGAAUCUUGGAUAGACACCGUUUAAGAAGUUUAGAGCCACAACAAUUUGGACUCUAUAAUAUCAAAUACGUUGCCAGUGGUGACUACCAUUGUUUUGCGAUAGAUCACAAUGAUCAAGUAUAUGCUUGGGGGUUAAAUCAAUUUGGGCAAUGCGCAUUUACUGGCUCACAUGGCGAGUUGGAAGAUGGCUCGGUCUUGAUGAAACCCACUUUGAUUCCAGAGUUGUCUAAUUUGGGAAUUAAACAAAUUGCUGCAGGAGAACAUCAUACGCUUGCUCUCACGGGUGAUGGAAAGGUUUUAGCAUGGGGAAGAUAUGACAUGAAAGAAGUAGGCAUUCCCGAAGAGGAAUUACCAAAAUCAACGUUCAAGGAUCAACAUGGCAAACCAAGAGCUAUCCCAACACCAACACAACUAAAAUUUGGAAAUGCCGCCGAUAUGAAAAUUAAGGCGAUCGGCGUCGGUUCACACCACUCAUUUGCGGUGACUGAGGAUGGCUUUGUUUACUCUUGGGGAUUCUCUGAAACUUAUGCACCUGGCCUAGGAAACUUGGACGAUGAUGUCGAAAAACCUACAAGAAUUGUGAAUACGGCUACCAAAUAUGAAGAUAUCUUGAUGAUUGGCGCAGGUGGACAGUUUUCCAUUAGUGGGGGAGUCAGGAUGGAAGACGAGGAAGCUGCUGAAGAUAGAUUAGAAAAGUACGAGGAUAUCGAUGGAUAG